AAUUAAACAGUCUGGAGGUUUUAAGACAACAAUCCCGUUCUAUUGCUGCCCUAAGGAGGAAAUCACAACUCAAGUUGUCGAAAUGGAGCGAUGUGAAAGCCAACGAAGAAGGCGACGAAGGAAAAAAGCUGCACUUUGUCAGCCCGGCACGCAGGAAGUCAGUGCUGGCACCCAUCUUAAAUAAAAUAAAAAAUGGCAAUGAUGCCAAUGGCAACGGCACUGGCAGUGGUGGCGGUGGCAGCAGCAUCAGCGGCGGCAGUGGCACUGGAGGCAACGGCUCGGAUACCGAAAAGAAAUCCAAUGCCACCGAUAGUACGGGUCACAUUAGUGUACAAAUAGAACCGGCUAAAAAGGUCAAGCGCCACAGCAUCCACGGCAUGAUGGAGGAGGAGAACAUCAUACGACCUCAUCAGGAAAUACGCCAAUUGACAUUGGAGGAAAAGAAAUUUCUGUUGGCCGUGGAACGAGGUGAUAUGGCUGGCACCAGAAGGAUGCUACAAAAGGCCCAAGACACCGAUUACAUCAAUAUCAAUUGUGUGGAUCCACUGGGGCGGACAGCACUGCUGAUGGCCAUUGAUAAUGAAAAUUUGGAAAUGGUGGAGUUGCUGAUAAGCUAUAAUGUCGAUACUAAAGAUGCUUUAUUACAUUCCAUAUCUGAAGAGUUUGUGGAGGCGGUGGAGGUGUUGCUGGAUCAUGAGCAUGUUACUUUUACAAUAGAGGGGAAUCAUAGCUGGGAAUCUUCUCCGGAGGAAACGUCGACCUUUACACCCGACAUAACACCUCUAAUACUGGCGGCACAUCGUGAUAACUAUGAAAUAAUAAAAAUUCUCUUAGAUCGCGGUGCGGUGCUGCCCAUGCCUCAUGAUGUGCGCUGCGGCUGUGAUGAAUGUGUUCAAUCGCGGCAAGAGGACUCAUUGCGGCAUUCGCGUUCCCGCAUCAAUGCCUAUCGUGCUCUGGCCAGCCCUAGUUUAAUUGCCUUGUCCUCGAAGGAUCCUAUUUUAACUGCAUUUGAGCUGUCGUGGGAGCUGAGACGUUUGAGUUUUUUAGAACAUGAAUUUAAGAAUGAAUACCAGGAAUUGCGCAAACAAUGCCAGGAUUUUGCCACCGCUUUAUUAGAUCACACCCGCACCUCUCAUGAAUUGGAAAUUUUACUAAAUCACGAUCCUACCGGUCCAGUUUAUGAGCAUGGCGAGCGUAUGCAUUUAAAUCGUUUAAAAUUAGCCAUAAAAUUAAGACAAAAGAAGUUUGUUGCCCAUUCGAAUGUCCAACAACUGCUGGCGAGCAUUUGGUAUGAAGGCCUACCAGGAUUUCGCCGCAAAAAUAUGGCUUUACAAGCUUUAGAUAUUAUAAGAAUAGGUAUGAUGUUUCCCAUAUUCUCAUUGGCCUAUAUAUUGGCGCCCUAUUCCAGUGUUGGACAAACAAUGCGUAAACCUUUUAUAAAAUUUAUCUGUCACAGUGCCUCAUAUUUUACAUUUUUAUUUUUAUUAAUGUUGGCUUCGCAGCGUAUUGAAACAUUUAUUGGAGGUUGGUUUUGGUCAGACAGCAAAAACAAUAUGGUCCAUCAAGUGGAAGAGUUGCCCACCAAGAGGGGUGCCAAGCCCACCUUUAUUGAGUGGUUGAUAUUGGCCUGGGUUAGUGGUCUAAUCUGGAGCGAGGUCAAACAGCUAUGGGAUGUUGGCCUCCAAGAGUAUCUCAACGAUAUGUGGAAUGUCAUCGAUUUCGUUACGAAUUCCCUCUAUGUGGCCACUGUCGCCCUGAGGGUGGUGUCAUUUUUCCAAGUACAAAAAGAAAUGAUCACGAAUCCGCAUGCCACCGAUCUACCGCGUGAGCGUUGGGAUGCCUGGGAUCCAAUGCUCAUUUCGGAAGGUCUCUUCAGUGCGGCCAACAUUUUCAGUAGCCUCAAAUUGGUUUACAUAUUUUCGGUUAAUCCACAUUUGGGUCCACUGCAAGUGUCAUUGUCCCGCAUGGUCAUGGAUAUUAUGAAGUUCUUCUUUUUGUAUGUAUUGGUGUUGUUUGCCUUCGGGAGUGGUUUGAAUCAGUUGUUGUGGUACUAUGCUGACCUGGAGAAGAAGAGAUGUCCCGAGGUCUCGCCCACAAAUGUUCUGCUCAAUAUGAACGGUACCACCGACCCGAAUGCCUGCAUUGUAUGGCGGCGUUUUUCCAACCUCUUUGAGACAACUCAAACCUUGUUCUGGGCCGUUUUCGGUCUCAUCGAUUUGGAUAGCUUCGAAUUGGAUGGCAUUAAAAUAUUCACCCGUUUCUGGGGCAUGUUAAUGUUCGGCACCUAUUCGGUUAUAAAUAUUGUGGUCCUGCUGAAUCUGCUUAUAGCCAUGAUGAAUCAUUCGUAUCAAUUAAUAUCGGAACGUGCCGAUGUUGAGUGGAAAUUUGCCCGCUCCAAAUUGUGGAUCAGCUAUUUUGAAGAGGGCGGCACUUGUCCACCACCUUUUAAUAUAAUUCCAACACCCAAGUCCAUAUGGUAUGCCUUCAAGUGGGCUCGACGUGUCUUCUGCAGUGGCUCGUCGGCAGCGAGACGUGAACACUUGAAGACAAUUAGGCGUAAAGCUCAACAGGCCAACGAUCGUGAUUUCAAAUAUCAGCAAAUUAUGCGCAACCUCGUGAGACGUUAUGUAACGGUAGAGCAACGUAAGGCUGAGUCACAGGGUGUCACCGAAGAUGACGUCAAUGAAAUUAAACAAGAUAUAUCGGCAUUCCGUUGUGAACUGGUGGAAAUUCUCAAAAAUAGUGGCAUGGAUACGAAUGUGUCGGCGGGACAGGGAGGAGGAGGUGGUAAAAAGAAUCGCCAAAAGGAACGGCGUCUCAUGAAAGGUUUCAAUAUUGCUCCGCCGGGUUCCACAGGGUCUCUAGCCCCGGUGGCUGAAUUUUCCACCUCAUUGGACAAUUUCGAACAGCAGCAUGACAUAUUGUCGUCAACCCUAUCGAAUCUCUUUACACCGAAUUUCAUGCAAAAGAAGGCCACUUUCUGUGCCAGUGAUAGUUUCAACAGCAUGGAGUCGCCACCACCUUCGCUCAUUUCCACGGUGAACACUGUGCAGUCGGCCAAUAAAUACAACAAAUCCACACUGAAACCCUACAACAAAAGGAUUGCGGGUCACAAAAAGAAAUGGGGUACCCUUAUCGAGGCAGCCAAAGUGGGUAAUGUUUCGAAAAUGUUAGGACGUUCCAAAUCCGAAGAUUCGGUGUGUAAUUCGUCGACAACUUCGUCCCCAGUCCAUGGCCAGGUGAGGGUGACCUAUUCGCAGAAUGGCCAAAGUUAUUACAACAGCAGUAAUUCGAAUGAAUCAACAACUGGGCCGAGCUACAAUAUCCCUGCACCAAUGGCUGGUAUGCCCACACCCACCAUACGCAAAGAUCAUUUGAAACCUUUGAACGUCAAUGGACCCACCACCCUGGGUGGGCUGACAGCUGCCCUCAAUGGCGGCAAUGGCAGUGCUGGCGGUUCUCACUUCUUUCACACACCAACGGGCCUGACCGCUAUAGCCGCUUUAAAAAAGAAACGUAAGAAAUUCUCAUCGAGUAAAAAUAUUUGCCCCGUCACCGAAUCGAUCUCGACGUCGAAUGCUGCGGAUUUAUUGAACGAUAAGGCAUUAAAACGUGUCUCCAGCUAUCCGGCCUCCGAUGGAACUGCUCAAAGCAAAGAUGCCGCCAAUGUAGCGAAACCGAGACGCCAUGAACAGACACAAAGUCAACAUGACUCAGUGGAAACGUCAACGGAAUUCACGCUGGCCAGUGAAAAGCAACAUCUGGAUCCAUCGAAUACAUCCGUUAAUUCGCGCGAACCAUUAAUUAGCGGCAGUAGUGGGGCCUCAACGGGUGUGAUCCAUUGAAUGGCACCUUUCGGACCCACAAAAUUGGCGGAGAUGGAAAUAAGGGGAUCCCCCUUUACAUCCAUCGACCAGAGAAUGAAACGAUAGGCAGCGUAAACAGAUUAUUAAUUGAUUAAUAAACAAAAACAAUAACAAAAAUCGGAGAGGAAAAAAUGAAAAGUGGGCACACGAAAGGCCAUGUUUUCAGUAAAUCGAAAAAAUAAAAUAUUUUAUUGUUUACAAAUGUUUGAAUGAAAAUCCCAAACAAUUUUGACAGUCAGCAAAGAGGAUGAUGAUGAUUUUGAAAUUGUUGAUAUUUGAGAAACUACGAAAAAAAAUAUUUAAAAUAUUGAACAUGCCAUUGACUGCCCAAGUAUGAGGAAGUCAUAGAAGCUCCAUCAAUACACACAUCAUUCAAAAUUCUUCAAAAAAUCAUACAUAUUUAUAUACUGAAAACAAUGCUGCCAUAUGGACAACUGCGGACAAACAACAACUACAAAAAACACUGCCGUUUCAUAAAAAAAAAUCGUAAAAAGAAAACAAAUCCGAAGAAAAAUAAUUUAUAACAAACUACCUAUAAACACUAUUUUGAGGAAAAAUUAUAAAAAAAUAAAGGAAACCAAAAUAAUAACAAUAAACAACAACAAGUAUUCAAUGAAAAAAAUCUCCAAGAUUUCUCGUCAAACGCAUGAAUAUCCAAUAAAAAAUACGAAAAAUACCAAAUGAAAGGAAUAUCCAAAAACAAACAUUUCACUUCUAAUCUCAAUCACCAAUGCCUACCUUUAACCACCGCACAAUUGCCUCGAAUCACUUUCACCAAACUACCUAAUCGGUUACACCCGCCCCAAGAAAAAGACACCUGAACACAUCUACAUAUACCUAUCAAUCUACAAUUUUCGGCUCCUAAUCUAUAUCACUCUCUAUCUUUAACCCUUCCAGUAACCGUACAUAUCAUGCACCACAAAUCACCAGAUUAAAAACGUUUUGAAAACACAAUGUUUCGGCACACACGAUUUUAAAAUUCCAAAUUUUCAAAUUAUAAUCAUAAAACCAUAACUCUAUACAGAAAACAGUGUCGGAGUAUAGGCA
Messenger RNA from Musca domestica (house fly), 4913 nucleotides. Its product is annotated as transient receptor potential-gamma protein-like. Gene Ontology annotation, molecular function: protein binding; store-operated calcium channel activity; inositol 1,4,5 trisphosphate binding. The record is from RefSeq and is a predicted model, not a curated record. The coding region runs from base 378 to 3845 and encodes 1155 amino acids. Lineage: Eukaryota; Metazoa; Arthropoda; Insecta; Diptera; Muscidae. Gene Ontology annotation, biological process: regulation of cytosolic calcium ion concentration; manganese ion transport; calcium ion transmembrane transport. The transcript is spliced from 19 exons. Gene Ontology annotation, cellular component: membrane; cation channel complex.